AUGGCUGACGCGUGGGUCGGGCCGCCGGUCGCCAGCGCUGGCGCUUUUUGGGCCUUUCGGGCGCCAGCAGCCCAGAUGCCAAACCGCCCUGGCGCGCCGCAGGCCGCGCCGAGCCGCGGGAGCGUCGCCUGCGCGGCGCUCUUCCUUGGAGCCCUGGGUCUGAGCCGCCUCUCUCCUGACUUUGCGGGCGCCACUCGGGAGCCAAGCGCCAGGGCUCCCACGGUCACUAGGCGUGUCUUGGUGCCUCAGCUCUCCGACUGGCGAAAGCCUUUCAAGCCCCGUAUCAAGCCGGUUCGGCCCGACCACAAGAGGUUCCCGGCUGACGAGCCCAUGAAGUCCCGGCCGCAGUUCGCCAAGUUUGCGCUCAUGGCCAAGGAGCUUUGCUGGGUGACCAGCAAGCAGCUGGAGGAUGCGCGGCGCGAGAUCGUCAAGGCCACAGGCCGCACGGCCAAGGUUUAUCUGCGCGUCUACCCGCACAAUGCCAUCACGCAGAGGAUUGCCGACAGCCGCACGGGCGCCAGCAAGGGGCGGUUCGAGUACUGGGUUGCUGCUCUGAAGCCUGGUGUGGUCAUCUUCGAGUUAGAUGUGGAGUCGGAGGAGCUGGCGCGGAUGGCGUUGAAGGCCGGCAGCCGGAUGCUGCCUUUCAAGGUGGCGUUCAAGUAUCGCGAAGAGGGCCCUGCCAUGUUCGAGCUGACCGCCUGA
Messenger RNA from Symbiodinium natans, 702 nucleotides. The record is from the annotation of a GenBank genome assembly. NCBI's taxonomy places the organism in Eukaryota, Dinophyceae, Suessiales, Symbiodiniaceae.